CUGACAAUGACAAUGAAUCGAAUACUGUGUUGAUAUUCGUGUGUGAGUGGAACUUAUAAGGAUUAAAAGAGUUCUGUUAGAAAAAUGUCAAAUAAUAAUUUUAAAUAUGUCGAACUCAAACGCGAGUUUGAAAGAUGUCAGAGGAUUAUACACCGCUUCUGCGAUUUUGAUAAACCACUUGAUAAUGAAAUGACUUACCGAGACCUAGAAAUUGAUUCAAACCAAGUAGUCUCUUUAAUGCAAUCUCAUCCAAGUUGUAUAGAAUACACAAGCUUAAAUAAAAUGCUAGCCAUAUUUUGCCUCAUGGGUAACCGGGAAAUUGAGGCUAUCUAUCAUCUGAUCGAGUCUCACGCUGUUUUAUUGAGAUUGCAAGUACAGCAUAGGUGGAGCAAAACUGAGGAACGGCAGAACUUAUUGCAACAACCACAAACGUUUGGUCUUAAUCCUGCCUACACUAAAUUCAACAGUACUACUAAUCCAAAAGAUUGCACCCCCGAUAUUAAAAAUAGAUUGUCAGAAUUUCCCAAAGAGUGGUAUAUGAUCCAGUUGACUACCCAAUACACGCCAAGUACAACUUCAAUCUAUGAAACAUCAGAUAACACUGGUAUGCUUCCAAUCCAUAUUUCUGUCCUACCUACUGGAAAAGAUGGAAUUGAUCCAUUCUGUGUAACUGUUCCUAAGCCAAAAAUCAGCACAAAUUAUGACGUGUGUAGAGAAAUUCGUGAUAUUUUGAGUAGCAACAGAUUAGAUUUAGAAGCCUCUUAUGCCAACAACCAGUUGUAUUGGAAAAUGCGAGAAAGACAGGAUAAGAGGAUGAAGGCAGCAAUUGAUGAAUUAGAAGUUACCUGGCUGAGAGAAUGGAGAGUACUCCUAGUCGCGGAGCCAAUAGAAGAAUUAGACUUGACCAAUGAGCUACGUGAAAUGAUCGAUAAGCUUAUUGCAGAUAAGCGAUCGAUGAUCCAAAUAUCAGAACGAACUAGAUGGUUGCUCCACAAAAUAGCAUUAGGAGCUUGCUUUUUAACACGAACGGAAAUCGCCCUGGCUGUAAAGUACAUCUUACCAGAUGAUGAAAAAUUCUCAGACAAUGUAUUAUUAUCCAUUUACGGAAAAUUAGGGUGCUUGACUCCAUUGAGAACAGCUAAGCGUAAAACUUUGGUUUUAAUCAUAGACGAGAAUUUGGAUCACAUCCCGUUUGAAGUAAUGAAUGUUUUACAAAACCAUCCUGUAACAAGAUUUCCAUCGUUACACAUGGCUUAUGCUUUAUACAAGGAGCACGAAGAAAGUAUUGAAAAUGGCUGUAAGAUUAUAGAAAUUGGAAAAAACAAUGGAAGCUUCAUUGUAAAUCCGUCAGGAAAUUUACCAGAUUUGGAAAAACGUAUGAAAUUAUUCAUUGAUUUCUGGCUACCUCACUGGACAGGAACUUAUAACGUUCGGCCCGAUGAAAAAAGUUUUGAAUCCGCCUUAACAAACUAUGAUAUUCUGAUGUACAACGGGCAUGGAAGUGGGAUACAAUUUUUAUCAGGGGAAAGAAUUGAAAAAUUACGAGUAAAAGCGAUGGUUCUCUUAUUUGGCUGUGGUAGUGCAAGGUUGCUGCCAGUAGGUGGAAGGUUUCCACCAAUUGGAGUAUCAAACCAAUAUCUUAUUGCUUGCAGUCCCUGCAUACUAGGCAUGUUAUGGGAAGUUACUGAUUGCGAUGUAGAUAGAUUAACAGCAAAUUUUAUUGCGAAUUGGAUUCCCUCACCAGCUCCACGGCCAUGGUCAGACGUCAAUAUUCAGAAAUGGUCGAAUGGAUCAUUUGAAUUCAAGGACUUUAAUUUGGAAGAUGGCCUCUCAACAAUGGCAAUAUCAGAUGUUAACAUAUACGAAACAUCUGUAGAGCCAGAAAUGCUACGUGCUUUAGCAAAAUCUAGAAGGAUAUGUUCUCAAUAUAUGACAAUGGCUGCUGUUGUGAUUCGUGGACUUCCUAUUAAGCUAAAAAGAAUAUGAAACUCAAUAUGAAAGAGCACUCAGUAAAUGGUAUGUCGACUGACUCAUCAGAAUUACAGAUGAAUAUAUUGUAUCGGGGGAUCAGAUUAUCAGCCAUAAACUGUACUAUAGAGAUAUUGCGGGUAAUGAAGUAGAUGAAAAGUGGUUGGCGGUACAUACCAAAGAUAUCAGAGAAUGUCGAAUAAUGUUUUUUUAUCAUUUUGUACGUACGAUCUUACUCAGCCUAAGGCAGUCUGAGGUAACAGUUACUAUUAUAUGCGUCGACUGAGAAUUAUACAGUUUGGCGUUUGUAUUUUUUAUACUAUACUAGCUGGAUCGAAUGUAGAAAUAGUAGUAAGUGCUCAAACAUAGUUUUGAAUGAAAUCAAGUAUUUUGUACAAAUUUACAACCACUAAAUAUCCAGACUUUAUGAACAGUAUGUAAGUAUAUUUUGAACUAUAAAUAUUUCUAAAAGUCUUUGCAUGCGAUCGUGACAGAUAUAAUGCAAGGAAGUUGAUGAAAACAGUAAAUAAAAAUCGAUGUUUCAUUCGUUUUUAUUUUACUUUUAGAAAAAGUAAGAAUCAUAGAUAUACAAAUAGCAAUAUUCCAUAAUGUUUUUAAAAAAGUCAAUGCAAUAUUUUGAUGAGGUAUAAGUCAUUCGGUAUUUACAAAAUGAAUUUUUCGUCCAAUGAAC
Messenger RNA from Athalia rosae (coleseed sawfly), 2659 nucleotides. RefSeq names its product separin (gene Sse). Gene Ontology annotation, biological process: meiotic chromosome separation; proteolysis. Gene Ontology annotation, cellular component: nucleus; cytoplasm; centrosome. The transcript has 9 exons. The record is from RefSeq and is a predicted model, not a curated record. NCBI's taxonomy places the organism in Eukaryota, Metazoa, Arthropoda, Insecta, Hymenoptera, Athaliidae. The coding region runs from base 85 to 1986 and encodes 633 amino acids. Gene Ontology annotation, molecular function: cysteine-type endopeptidase activity.